Zingiber officinale is the source of this 1896-nucleotide messenger RNA. RefSeq names its product mitogen-activated protein kinase kinase kinase YODA-like. Gene Ontology annotation, molecular function: protein kinase activity; ATP binding. The transcript is spliced from 9 exons. The record is from RefSeq and is a predicted model, not a curated record. Lineage: Eukaryota; Viridiplantae; Streptophyta; Magnoliopsida; Zingiberales; Zingiberaceae. The coding region runs from base 50 to 1444 and encodes 464 amino acids. Gene Ontology annotation, biological process: protein phosphorylation.
CCAUGUCUUUUACUCUAUUUAUGCCGUUAUUUAUAGUGAGAGUGGUGAAAUGUGUGCGAUGAAGGAAGUUACCCUCUUCAUGGAUGAUGCAAAGUCAAAGGAAAGUGCAAAACACUUAGGGCAGGAAAUAUCUCUUUUGAGUCGAUUGCAACAUCCAAAUAUUGUGCAGUAUUAUGGUAGUGAGAUGAUUGAUGAUAAACUUUAUAUUUACCUGGAAUAUGUAUCCGGUGGUUCUAUACAUAAACUCCUCCAGGACUAUGGUCAAUUUGGUGAGCCAGCAAUUCGUAGCUAUUCCCAGCAAAUUCUUUCUGGAUUAGCAUAUUUGCAUGCUAAAAAUACUGUACAUAGGGACAUAAAAGGUGCAAACAUAUUGGUAGAUCCAAAUGGCCGAGUUAAGCUGGCAGAUUUUGGGAUGGCAAAACAUAUUACUGGACAAUCAUGCCCCUUAUCAUUUAAGGGAAGCCCGUAUUGGAUGGCUCCAGAGGUCAUCAAGAAUUCGAAUGGAUGUAACCUUGCUGUGGAUAUUUGGAGUCUAGGGUGCACUGUCCUGGAGAUGGCUACAUCAAAGCCACCUUGGAGUCAAUAUGAAGGGAUUGCAGCAAUGUUCAAAAUUGGAAACAGUAAAGAGCUUCCAAAAAUCCCUGAUCACCUCUCUGAUGAUGGCAAGGAUUUUAUAAGGCAUUGUCUUCAGCGUGAGCCAUCUAACCGCCCUACAGCUUCUGAGCUUCUGCAGCAUCCAUUUGUGAAAAAUGCAUCAUCAAUUGAGAAAUCUCCAAUUUGUUCUGAACCUUUAGAAUCACCAGGUGGUAUUUCAGCUGGAACAAACAUUAAGGUAACUAGCCAUGUGAAAAAUUUGUCUUCUCUGGACACAGAAGGAAUGACAAUCUAUCACAUAAGAGGUGGAGCACCUACCAUAACGACAAGUGAUGUUCUUAUGAGAUACAUAUCUUGUCCUGUCUCUCCGAUGGGAAGUCCUCACUUGAAUUCCAGGUCUCAACGGUAUGUGAGUGGAAGGAUGUCCCCUUCUCCCAUUUCGAGUCCUAUAGCCACCUCAGGUGCAUCUACACCUCUGACUGGUGGCAAUGGUGCUAUUCCCUUCAGCCAGUCAAAGCAAGGGGGUCGGGAACCUGAUGGCUUCAAUCGCUUGUCAAAAUGCAAAAGUGAUGUGUAUCUUAGCGGGACCAUUUGCCAUGAACGGAAACUCAAUCUUUUAGCUGGAAUGCAGCAAGGCCCGCAAAAUGUCUGGGAAAGAGUGGCAUCAGAAGCUGACAUUCGCAGUGCUCAGUUUGGUAGGUUGAGACAGGUUAAUUUACGGGAUCCUCAUGAGAAGCAGCAUGAUCAUGUGCUCCUUCGUUCUGUAAGAGAUCAAGUGAAGCUUAAGCCUUCACAAAGUCCCAGCAGUUCAGGUAUUCCAACUCAUGACUCACAAAGGCUACAUGACUGACAGAAUGAUCAGCCAGAUCUUAAUUUUUUUUUUUGUUGGUCUGGCAUGCUUAUAUUGCCCCCCAAUUUCAUCCCAAACUAAUUUAUUUGGUAAGGAAGUUGCCACUGUACAAUCAUUCUUUGUUCUUUGGAGACUUGGGCAGUGGACUACGUUCUUUUCUACAAAUUCUCUGCCAAGUUUCAAACUGCUAAGUAUUAGUGGAGUCUGCAGAUUGACGCAGUGAUUUCAGAGGAUGCAAGUUCUUUGUUAGGAAAGCAAAAGAGCAAGCGAUGUUUGGAAAACCAGAAGCUCGGAACUCAACUUGUGCAUACAGUUUGACUAUUUGUAUAAAGGCUGACCCCCACAUUGUCCAACAUUUUGCAUCAUUAAGUUAUUAUACUAUGUCUGACUGCAUCAGUUUGGAUGUACAAUUAACAUAUUUCUAAGCAUUCUCUUCUAUGCAGUUAUCUAUA